Molecule: messenger RNA, 810 nt
Organism: Prorocentrum cordatum
Lineage: Eukaryota; Dinophyceae; Prorocentrales; Prorocentraceae
Source: the annotation of a GenBank genome assembly
AUGCAGAGUGCUCCAGAACGCUCUCAGGGCGUUCCAGAGCGCUCUGGAGCGGCUGCGGCGCUGGACACUCCCUCCAGAGCCGACAGCCGACGUCGUGAUUUUCUCCCAGCGUGGCUCCCCAGAGAUCUGGACCUCUUCCCUGGGGACCAGCUCUUCAUCUCGACUCGUGUUUUGGUGGUCCCAUGGCCUGCCGAGGGCCCCCAGAGGCCGAAAACUGUCCAGAGUCCCUCGCGCCGUGAUCUUUUUCUGCUCGCAGCGAGAGGAUGUCAGGGGACCUCGGAGCUCCCCGAUCUGUCCCGGCCCGAUUCGGUCCCGGUCCUGGCUCGGUCCCCUGUGGGGCGCGCCCGCCCCGAGGCGCUGCUGUGCGAGCUGCCGCCCAGCGUCGCCGAGGACGUGGGCCUCGCACUGGAGCAGUGGGGCCGGCUGCGGCAGCGCGUCAAGGCCCUGGAGCCGACGCUGAGGCGCGAGGGCGCGCUGGUGCAGGAGAUACUCGACACAGGGCUGCGCGACGAGAACCGGCGGACUCUGCGGAAGCUUACGCAGAGCAGCGCGGGCGGGGACGUGGAGGAGACGAUACAGCAGGUCGGAAAUGCCAUCGGCACCAACCGAGAGAGGCUGGAGAGGAUCCUAGAGCGUAAUCAUGGGGAGCUAGUUCGGCUGUCCACCACCGCCGUCUCCGACAUGAAGGAGGACGUUCUCAGAGAGGUGGACGAGGCUUACCUCGGGGAAUGUGAGAGGAAAGAGACGUUGCUUGCGCUGACGCUCUCUCUCUAUGGUUUGAGGAGUAUGUUCUUCUCUCUGGCCAGUUGA